Bipolaris victoriae FI3 is the source of this 1176-nucleotide messenger RNA. RefSeq lists its product as hypothetical. The transcript has 6 exons. The coding region runs from base 1 to 1176 and encodes 391 amino acids. Gene Ontology annotation, molecular function: purine nucleosidase activity. Gene Ontology annotation, biological process: purine nucleoside catabolic process. Lineage: Eukaryota; Fungi; Ascomycota; Dothideomycetes; Pleosporales; Pleosporaceae. Gene Ontology annotation, cellular component: cytosol. The record is from RefSeq and is a predicted model, not a curated record.
AUGUCUGCUACUGCUCCCAAGACCCCGAUUUGGCUCGACUGCGAUACCGGCCAUGAUGAUGCAUACGCACUUCUUUUGUGUGCCCAUGACCCUCAAGUCGAGCUACUUGGUGUAAGCACAGUUCACGGCAACGCUGCGCUCGACCAGACGACCUACAACACUAGGGCGAUACUCGAAGCCAUUGGUAGGCGCGAUGUUAAAGUCUGCUCUGGCGCAGCGAAACCGAUUGCCCGCGAUGCUGUACACGCAGCCGACAUCCAUGGCGAGUCCGGGUUAGAUGGAGUCACGUUGCUCCCAGUGCCAGUUGAGCCAGCAGCCACCGAUGUCGACCAUCUCGAGGCCGCAUACCGGGCGCUCAUUGCUACGCCUCCAGACACCGCCUGGCUAGUUUCCACAGGUACCCUGACCAACAUCGGCUUGUUAUUCCAGAAAUACCCUGAUCUGGUCGGCCACAUCAAGGGCCUCAGCAUCAUGGGAGGAGCCGUCGGCGGAGGCUUUACAGAUGCGCCAAUGGGCAAAGUAGAAGGCGAAGGAGAAAGAUUUGGCAACUGGACUCCCUACGCCGAGUUCAACAUCUAUUGCGACCCAGAAGCCUCACACUUCAUCUUCUCCAACCCCAUCCUCCGCCCCAAAACAACCCUCAUCCCCCUCGACCUCACCCACCAAGUCCUCGGCACCCGCAAAGUCCGUCAAACCCUCCUCUACGGUUCUGCAAUCUUUGAUUCCGCCUCUCCAGCAGAAAAUGACCAAACACCAACCCCCUUACGCGCCCUCUUCACCCAAAUAAUGUCCUUCUUUGCCUCCACCUACGCGGAAGUCUUCUCCAUCACCCAAGGCCCACCGUUGCACGACCCCCUCGCCGUCUCCGCAGCGUACAACCCGCGCAUCUUCGAUGACCGAGACGGCGAGCGCUUCCUCGUCGAUAUCGUAACGCAGGGUAUUCACUCGUCUGAUAAAUCGCUCGUCGGUGAGCUCGGCAGGACAAAAGUGACGAAGCUUCCUCCUGGCCAGCCUGGCUGCAGGAUCCCGCGAGCAGUUGACCUGAAUGCUUUUUGGGGGAGCAUCGAGAGUGCCCUGCAAAAGGCUGAUGCUGUUAGUCCAUUGCCGAGGGUUGAGCUUGAGGUGUUGGAGCGUGUGGGUGUUUUUGAGGGGGUGACCAGGCCCAGUGAGAUUUAG